Messenger RNA from Aspergillus bombycis, 648 nucleotides. RefSeq lists its product as uncharacterized. The record is from RefSeq and is a predicted model, not a curated record. The transcript has a single exon. The coding region runs from base 1 to 648 and encodes 215 amino acids. Lineage: Eukaryota; Fungi; Ascomycota; Eurotiomycetes; Eurotiales; Aspergillaceae.
AUGUCAACAUUGUCGUCACGCUGUGAUGCUUUAGCCCUCGAGAGUUUCGAGCCCCUAAUGCAAAAACUAGUUGACCAGCAUCGCCGCCAGUUCGCGAACGUCCUUGCGCUGUCAAUUCCGCGGGAGGAGGACGACGACACCAAUGCCUGUAAAGAUCUUGGCAGUUUUCAGGCCAUCCUCCGAUUGUUUGACUACCCAAAGGCGGAAGAAUACGUGAUCCCGGUCGACGCAGAUAUACCUGGGUGGGACGUUGCUGAUAAGAUUCGGGGUCUUAUCCGCCAGGCCAUGACAAUGACCGGGCGAACUAUCAUUUUGAUUCACUAUGGUGGCCAUGGACUUAACCGGAAUCAAGAAUUGCACUUCUGCAAUGCCACAGGAAGAAAGCAUUUCGACGUGAACAGAAAUAUGUUGGAUAUAAUGGACUCCAAGUCCGCCAUUACCGACUCCGACAACAUUGAUAUCGUAUGUAUCUUCGACUCCUGUUAUAGCUAUCUGGUGACCAGGGAGUAUACUGGUCAUAACGGAGUCGUCGAGAUACUUGCGGCCGUUGAUGAGGAUAGCAGACUUGCAUUUUCUCCGGGCCUUCGGGCCUCUUUUACAGGCAAACUAUAUGCAGAGAAUCCUCAGAAGAACGCGGUUAGGAGCUAA